Molecule: messenger RNA, 453 nt
Organism: Mus pahari (shrew mouse)
Lineage: Eukaryota; Metazoa; Chordata; Mammalia; Rodentia; Muridae
Product: C-X-C motif chemokine 15-like
Exons: 4
Coding region: 1-453 (150 amino acids)
Biological process (GO): neutrophil chemotaxis; cellular response to lipopolysaccharide; inflammatory response
Cellular component (GO): extracellular region
Molecular function (GO): CXCR chemokine receptor binding; chemokine activity
Source: RefSeq, a predicted model, not a curated record
AUGGCUGCUCAAGGCUGGUCCAUGCUCCUGUUGGCUGUCCUUAACCUAGGCCUCUUCGUCCAUCCCUGUGACACUCAAGAGCUACGAUGUCAGUGUAUUCAGAAACACUCUAAAUUCGUUCCUCUCGAAUUCAUUGAAAAGAUACUGGUGAUAUUCAAGAACGCUUACUGCAACAGAGAGGAAGUGAUAGCACUCCUGAAAAGUGGGGAUUUGAUUUGUUUGGAUCCUGAUGCUUCAUGGGUGAAGGCUAUUAUUGACAGAAUUACUAACAGGUUCCUACCUGAGGACCUCACACAAAAGGAAUAUCCACAGCCAAUGGAGUUUCUGUACAGUGUUAAGCAGAAAAAGCCUGUAUAUGUUUCUUUUGGGAGAAUUGAGGACAAGAAUCAACUCCUCUUUCCAAAUCGGGAGACCUCUGUCCACUUUUCUUAUGACAAUAGUGAUGGGAAUUGA